Molecule: messenger RNA, 3373 nt
Organism: Eriocheir sinensis (Chinese mitten crab)
Lineage: Eukaryota; Metazoa; Arthropoda; Malacostraca; Decapoda; Varunidae
Exons: 2
Coding region: 2158-2511 (117 amino acids)
Source: RefSeq, a predicted model, not a curated record
GGCAGUUUAGAAAGCAAAGACUUGUGCCAGACUCUAUCGAAGGCUUUCGAUAUGUCUAGCGCAACAGAGAAAGUUUCACCGAAACGGCUAAGAGAGGAUGACCAAGAGUCAGUUAAGAGAGCAAGAAGAUCGCCAGUAGAACGCCCUUUGCGGAACCCAUACUGGCGAUCAGAUAGAAGGUUAGAAGUGGAAAGGUGCUUUUGAAUCUUCCGGUUAAGGAUUGAUUCAAAAGCUUUAGAUAGACAGGAAAGUAAAGCUAUAGGGCGGUAGUUUGAAGGAUUGGAAUGGUCACCCUUCUUAGACACAGGCUGUACAAAGGCAUACUUCCAGCAGGAAGGAAAGGUAAAUGUUGAUAGGCAGAGACGAAAGAGUUUGACCAGGCAGGGUGUCAGCACGGAAGCACAGUUUUUAAGGACAAUAGGAGGCACUCCAUCAGGUCCAUAAGCCUUCUGAGAGUUGAGGCCAGAGAGGGCAUAGAAAACAUCAUUUGGAAGAAUCUUAAUAACAGGCAUAAAGGAGUCAGAGGGUGGAUGAGUAGGAGGAAUAUGCCCAGAAUCGUCCAGGGUGGAGUUCUUACAGAAAGUUUGAGCGAAGAUUUCAGCCUUAGAGACAGAUGAGACGGCAGUGCUGCCGUCAGGGUUAAGGAGAGGAGGGAAAGAGGAAGAAGUGAAAUUGGAGGAGAUAUUUUUGGCUAGAUGCCAGAAGUCACGGGAAGAAUUAGAAGAAGCAAGGUGUUGACAUUUUCUAUUGAUAAAAGAAGUUUUGGUAAGUCGGAGAAUAGAUUUGGCACGAUUCCGGGCUGAAAUGUAAGGUCAUAGAUAGCGGGUGUUCGAAGGCUCUGGAACCUUUUGUGAGCUGCCUCUCUAUCUUUAAUAGCACGAGAACAAGCAUGAUUAAACCAAGUUUUUUUAGCAUGAGGAGUAGAGAAAGUACGUGGAAUGUAUGCCUCCAUUCCAGAGACAAUCACCUCUGUGAUGCGCUGAGCACACACAAAGGGGUCUCUCUCCUGGAAGCAGUAAUCAUUCCACGGGAAAUCGGAAAAGUACAUCCUCAGGUCGUCCCACCGAGCUGAAGCAAGAUGCCAGAAGCAUCGCCUCUUUGGUGGGUCCAGAGGAUAUACAGGAGCGAUAGGACAGGAUACAGAAAUAAGGUUAUGAUCGGAGGAGCCCAACGGAGAGAACAGUUUGACAGAGUAAGCAGAAGGAUUAGAGGUAAGGAAGAGGUCUAGAAUGUUGGGCCUGUUUCCAAGACGGUCGGGAAUACGAGUAGGGUGCUGAACCAACUGCUCUAGAUCGUUGAGGUGAGCAAAGUUGUAGGCUUGUUCACCAGGCUGGUCAGUGUAAGAGGAUGAAAGCCAAAGCUGGUGGUGAACAUUGAAAUCUCCCAAGAUGGAGAUUUCAGCAAAGGGAGAGUGAGUCAAGAUGUGCUCCACUUUAGAAGUCAAAUAGUCAAAGAAUUUUACAUAGUUAGUAGAGUUAGGUGAGAGAUAAACAGCACAGAUGUAUUUAGUAAUAGAAUGACAAUGAAGUCUUAGCCAGAUGGUGGAAAAUUCAGAAGAGUCAAGGUCGUGGGCACGAGAGCAAGUGAUGUCGUUGCGCACGUAGGCGCAACAUCCAGCUUUGGAUUGAAAUUUAGGAUAGAGAUAGUAGGAGGGAACAGAGUAGAGGUUGCUGUCAGUAGUCUCAGAAACCUGUGUUUCGGUGAGGAAGAGAAGAUGAGGUUUAGAGGAGGAGAGAUGGUUUGCAAUGUUUGUUUAUUCUUUGGAACAGAUCAAUUUUUCAUAUGCCUCGAAGAGUGGAGUAACCACCAGGAUACAUAGUGGCAGCGGUGGUUUUAAUUUUUGUGAGAGAUAUUCGCACGAAGAUGUAGGAAAUUGGAUAGCACAAAGAAAUUGAUUGACAUGGGAGAACGGAAGCCAUGUGGUAGCCCCGAGAUGCGGGAAAAGACUUUCCGCUGUCUCGUCUCAGGGGCCCGGGUUUGCAUCCCUGGUGAAAUGUUAGAAAAAAGAUUUACUGAUUUCGGAGAGAUCAGUUUCCCAUGUGCUUCGAAAAGUGGAGUAACUCCCACGUCACUAAAACAUAUCUAAACUGUUAAUUCCCUAGUCUUCCCUUUAUUCUCUUUCUGUUUCCUUCCUCUCCGUCAGUUCCGGACCUCGUUAUGCUGCUUUUGUCGCUGAACGGCAAGAUGACCAUCACAGCCUGUUACCACCUAACGUGGGUGUACACGCUGGAGCUGUUCUCCACUGCCAACAGGGCCCGUGUGGUGGGCGACGCCAGCGUCCUGACCAGGGUGGCCACCGUGUCCGUGCCCUACAUCAACGACCUGCUGGGUGAAGUGGUGCCCUGGGCACCCGGGGCCCUGUGCAGCCUGGCUACCCUUGUCGGUGCGGGACUGGUGUUUUUGCUCCCGGAGACCACUAACAGGAAGAUCACGCAGCGAGACGACUGCCGCCACGUCCACGAAGACGAUUACACCCUCCAUGAGGCACUUAGCAGCAAGGCGGUGGCUUAAAACAUUGAGACGCUGACGGAUUCCAUUGAAUACUGCUUGAAAGAGAAGUGGAUGUUGACUGCAACCAUUUCAGUAACUUUUAUUGAGUAUUGCACCACACGUGAUUGCAUAAGCACAGUAUUAAUAAAUAUCCGUGAGCUGGUUUGAUUUACUUAGCAUUAUUAAGGGACAUAAUUUAGAAUAUGUUGUGGAUCUAUUCCACAUUAUCAAUAUCGAAGAUGUCAAGCUGAUACUCGCCUUUGCAUAGUUGGAAGGGCCCACAAACUGUUGAAACGAACCUUAAUGUAAAAGACUAUAUGCUCUCAACAGCAGAUCUCCACACACGUAAUUCUUCCAUUGCAGUACACCUCAUAUACUUUUCUCACUCCGGCACCCACUAUUGGCACCCAUAUUAUUUUGAGGUAUGAACAUGCAUUCAUGUACUAAUAAAAUCCUUUUUCCCGCGGGACCACACUUCAGUACCUUAAACAGGGCUCGUGUUAUGGGCGACGCCAGCGUCCUGACCAGGGUGGCCACCGUGUCCGUGCACUAGGGAUGGGCAAGUACCGUUAAUUUGAGUACCGGUAGUACCGGUACCGAAAACUCAAGUACCGUUAGUACCGGUACCGGUACCGGUACCCGAAGGAGUUUUUUUUUUUCUUAAUGACUUCUGAUGAAAUUCCCAAAUAAAUUUCCUGUAAAGAAAACUCUCUCUCUCUCCUUCAACUUAAUAUCAACUAGAGUAGAAAUGCAACGUUUAGGAGCCUUCUGAUUAAUGUAAAAUCACUUAGGUUUAAGGACAGACCACCUAGUCUGGACCAUGGGGUCUGUGUAGUCUGAUUUUCUAUGUAAAUCUAUGUAAAUCUCUCUCUCUCUCUCUCUC